Tuber melanosporum (Perigord truffle) is the source of this 2932-nucleotide messenger RNA. RefSeq lists its product as uncharacterized. The record is from RefSeq and is a predicted model, not a curated record. The transcript is spliced from 6 exons. Bases 605 to 2932 code for a protein of 775 amino acids. NCBI's taxonomy places the organism in Eukaryota, Fungi, Ascomycota, Pezizomycetes, Pezizales, Tuberaceae.
UCCUCCUUUCCCACAAUAAACCGGCUAAUCUUCUCCCUUGGUUCUUUCACUCCUCCCUCUCUACCCCUUCACAUAGCUGUUUCUUUGGGGGGGCUUUCGAGUAGCGGCUCAACCUGUGUUUUUCGGUACAUACCGGUACAGGGGAGCUGGGUUUUGAACUCCGGUAGGGCAGCUGCACCUCGAACACCUUUCUUCUCACAACAACUGCAGAGAGUAAAAAUCUCUUAUACACCAACCUGCUGGCAUCAGUCUCUUUUAAAAGGGAUUUCAUCUAACAUUUCCACUUUGAACCGUGGGCUCUGGGCGAGGUAUAUUCCGUGGAAUAUUUUCGCCGGGGGAACGGGGGCUGGACACAAGCUGCGCGCAUCGCCAUUAAUCGUAUCGCAACAACCUAUAGUGGUCACUUGAAUUACUUCCGCUCUACCGAGAACUUUGGCCCAGACAUUGGGGACUUUUUCUUUGCAGCUGUCCAUCGCAUCACACCCUGGGUGCACAACGCUAACGACAAUCGUCGCUUCUGAGAUAAUCCUCUUAAGGUAUCACGGCCCCUAUAUUAUCUGUAAAUAUCUCUUGUUUGUUUUUCUUGGCCGAAAAAAAUAUUAUAAUGAGCCGAGCGAAGCAGCGAGGUAGCCAACGUGGCCCGCGCCCCAGGGUUGGUCGUCCUCGUGGUAGGGGAAGGAAAAGCACCGAUCAAGGGAGUAUCGCCAACGGUUCAAUAACUCCAACACCCCCUCCUCAAGAAGGAGAGUCUAUGGAAGCUGAAGAGGCGGAACCGGAACACAUUGUUCCGACCCCGGCCCCUAGAACUUCAGCGCGACAACCAACAAUGCCCUUGCAAGCUACGCUCCGGCGGCGAAAGGGAGCUCAAGAUAUCUGCAUAAGUAGUAAGGCUUCAAAGGAGAGCCCAGUGCAUAUCGAAGCUCCAAAUAAUCCGGUAGCGGAGGUGCCAGGAAAUCAGGAGCGCCUUGAUGAUGGCGGAGGUGAAGGCGUUAGCAGGGCCGAUAAUGAUGAAUUGGGAGGCGGCGCUGGGGGGGACGGAGGGGGCCGCGAUGGGGGCGAGGGUGAAGGUAGGGGUGUAGAGGUGGAUGAAGGUGAAGUGAAGGAUGAACAAGGGGAGGAUGAAGGGCCUAAUAUCGAAGAGCGACCGCUUAAGAGGAGACGCACCAAGCCGGAUAUAACCCAGGACGGUCUAGUAGGCACCUCUACUAAUACAGAUAAAUCACCACCCUCUAGCACGAAGACUGGAAGAGCUAGAUCACGGAGCAGAGCUCCUGUGACAAAAAGCAGGGGAGGUGUAGAGGGAGUAAGAGGCAGAGGACGGCCCGGGCGGGGAAAGGGCAGUCGCCAGACCGGAGGUCCAGGUUCUCGGGGGGGGAAAGGCGCAUAUCGGCCUCGGAAGCCAAAAAUCGCGCCUCCCAAUGGAGAAAACGCUGUUAAGACGGUUACUGCUGCUGCCCCUGCAGUAGAGCCCAAGACGGCGCGGGUUACUAGUGAUGUAACAAAAUACGACUGGACUUCGGAAUUGCGAAAGGAUGUAUCGAUUGUGCGUCCGACUAGAGAUCUUACGCUCGCACAAUUGAGUGUAACAGUUACCGAAAAAUCAGCUUCUCUUGAACAACUGAAGGAACGUCAGUACGCUCUGAGAGAAACCGCCAAGACUUAUGCUAGGACUAUGGUGAAUUUAAAUCGCGAGCGUGCAAGCCAGGCCCUGAAAGACCUAAAAAGCGAUAAAGAUUACUUCUUUAAGACGCCCUUUUACCAGCAAAUCCAGGAACGGUUAGAAAAGAAGGUAGAUGAUCGCAUCUCCGUGCUGGAACGAACACUCGAUUUUAAAAAAGAGAAUGCAUCAAAAGUAUUGAAGGCUGAGGAGUGGGCUGCCAGAGAAGCAUUUGAGACGAAUUUUGUUGAGUUGUGUGAGCAUACAAUCCAAAGAUUUUUACGGGAAGGGCACGAGCUUUCAGAGUUAUGGGCCGUAAAGGACCCGUAUCUGAACGAACAUGUGCUGCGGAGGUGUAAACUUGACCAUAUUGAUGAGGUUACAAUGACAGACCUCAUCGAAAACUUCAUUACACGUGAAGGCCGAAACCGCUCAAUUUUAGACCAACCGCAGAUUGUCACUCGGUCCAAUCAGGGAUUGUAUGAUCGAAAGGUUCUCGAGACCACGGCUGAGCGAUAUAGGAGAGCAUUUAGCGCUAUUGUCUUAAGCGAACUUAAGGGGGUGGAGGCGCCCCCAGUGUCGCCGCCGCCCGUGGGACCCCCGGAAAUCACCCAGUGGGGGGUUUCUGUAAGCAAUGAUGAGAGCACCGCAGGAGAUAACAGUCCUUCCGGCACUGAGGCAGCUCUGCCUGACAACGAAGAAAACUCGGAUGGACCGACUCGGACCAGUGGUCUCCAAUUUGUGUUGGAUUCCCGAUUUAGCAAAAGCGACCCUGCGCAAUUCCCCCGCCCGAGGAAGGUCACGACACGCGAAGGAUGGGCUGUGGAAGCACUGGUUCAAUUCCGCGAUGGAGUAACUGAACUUUCCCUAGAGGACGAACCCUCUGUCGAUGACAUCGAGUGUACCAGUCAAAAAGACCUAUCGGAUAUCGGGGAUGAGCCAGAACCGGGACCGCCAGUCAAGAUAUCACCGAGAAGAAGCCUUUUCUCCCUCCAUGCUGGUGGGAUAUGCUCUGAGCUAGGACCAAAAACAGGCAUUUUACAAACUAAGACACUCCCCCCCAAGAACUCCAUGGAAGCUAGCCCUACUCCGUACGGGUCCGAUGCUAGAUCUCCGGCUCCACUAUCAGCAGCUGUUAGACAUUCUGGCUUUGAGGCGCCGGGAAAGGCUGUUCGCAAUCCUCCACCGCCUGCGGCAAUUAGUCCGGCUGGCGAGCCCCAAGUGGUUCAGAACGGCUUCCUUGUCGAUGGCCAAACUUGUGACUCACAUGGUUAG